Molecule: messenger RNA, 3960 nt
Organism: Pangasianodon hypophthalmus (striped catfish)
Lineage: Eukaryota; Metazoa; Chordata; Actinopteri; Siluriformes; Pangasiidae
Gene: sema3e
Product: sema domain, immunoglobulin domain (Ig), short basic domain, secreted, (semaphorin) 3E
Exons: 17
Coding region: 587-2896 (769 amino acids)
Biological process (GO): axon guidance; positive regulation of cell migration; neural crest cell migration
Molecular function (GO): semaphorin receptor binding; chemorepellent activity
Source: RefSeq, a predicted model, not a curated record
UCCAUGUUAGCAGCAGGGGAGUGGAGCAGUCAGUAGGGGAGGAUCACUGAGUGGCACGUGGAGAGGCAGUAUUUCACUGAGCUGGAAGAGAUACAGAGCUGCGGAGGAGGAGAGAGAAAGAGAGAGAGAAGGUGGAGGCAAAAGACAAGCCUUCUUCUCCUUAGUAAGACAAGUGAGCAGUACACCUCGAGCGCUCCAAAAUCAGCACAGCCCUUGACUGACACACACUCGUGCGUACACACCCACAGCCAGCACGUUUGAGGUUGUGGAAUGCGCCUGCUGUGGUGGAGACUGACAGGGCAAACAGCCAGCGUUGAGUCACAGCACUGCGCUUUCUAUAGAAGAACACCGGCUGCGCCCUGGAAACACAUACAGAAAGCUUUGCACAUUCACCCCUGAUUGCUACGGACAUAACACAGAUACCUCCACACCCAAGGAUUAAUGAGUGAUGCAGCAGUGACUGCAUGCAAACCGGAACCGGGGCUGUCAUCUCUGCGCUGGAUGAUGGAUGCUCCUUGUCCUGGAUGGUAGGCACUGAGGGACAUUUCAACAGGAUAGUGUAUACAGUGUGUGUGUGAGUGUCAGGAUGGCGGCAGGAUGGAUCUGGACCCUUGUACUUUGUGUGGCACUGUGGAAAGAGUCUUCUGUACAUGGAGCAAAGAACAACUAUCCGAGAUUACGACUGUCCCAUAAAGAGCUGUGGGAAUUGAACAGGACGUGGGUGUUCCAAGCGGCUGAAGGGAGUCUGCAGCACUACAGUAUGCUGCUGGAUGAGACUCAGGAGAGGCUGAUAAUUGGAGGGAAAGACACACUGUACUCUCUUAACCUGGACAGAGUCAGUGAGCCUCACAGAGAGAUUCACUGGGCUAGCUCUGAGGAGCAGGUGCAGGACUGUCUCAUGCAGGGCAGAGAGAAGCCGGAGUGUGCUAACUACAUCAAGCUGAUCCAGCCGUAUAACAGCACUCACCUGCUAGCAUGCGGGACUGGAGCCUUCAGCCCGAUGUGUGCCUACAUCAGAGUCAGCCAUGGAGCAGAGGAAGGAGUGUUUCAGCUGGAGUCGGAGCACAUUGAGAGUGGCAGAGGGAGAUCCCCGUUUCAUCCCAACAGCCCAACAACGUCCACGGUGUCCAGAGAUCAGCUCUUUGUAGGGCUAUACACUGAUUACUGGGAGAACGAUGCGGCACUGUAUCGCCUUGGCAGUCACAGCUACACCAGGACGGAAGUAGGAGACAGACAGCAGCUAAAUGAGCCCAAGUUUGUUGGUUCUGUGGUGAUCCCUGAUAACGAUGACCCUGCUGAUGACAAAGUUUACUUCUUCUUCACUGAGAAAGUGUCCACCACAGAGGCAGGAAAUAAAGCUGUCUACAGCAGGGUGGCCCGUGUAUGUGCUAAUGAUCAGGGUGGUCAGAGGAUGUUGGUGAAUAAGUGGAGCUCUUUCCUCAAGGCUCGUUUGAUAUGCUCAGUGGCAGGACCCAAUGGCAUCGACACCCACUUUGAUGAGCUGGAGGACAUCUUUGUGCUGAAGAGGAAGAAUGAGAAGAAUCCUGAGAUCUUUGGUCUAUUCAGCACUACCAGUGCGGUGUUUAAAGGUUAUGCAGUGUGUGAGUAUAACAUGGAGGAGAUCCGAGCUGCCUUUAAUGGUCCGUUUGCACAUCGAGAGCAAACUGACCACCACUGGGGUGUGUAUGAAGGGAAGGUCCCAUACCCUCGCCCUGGAUCUUGUGCCAGUAAGAUUAAUGGAGGUCAGUUCUCCAGUUCUAAGGGGUAUCCAGAUGAGGUUCUGCGUUUCAUCCGUUCCCAUCCCCUCAUGUUCCAGCCAGUGCAGCCGGUCCACAGGAGGCCCAUCCUGCUGGACACAGAUGGUGGACGCAGGCUCACCGAGAUCGCUGUAGACCGAGUGGAGGCUGAGGAUGGACAUUAUAAUGUCCUGUUCAUUGGGACAGAUGAUUCAGUCGUGUUAAAAUUGAUCACCAUUUUCAACAAAGAGGCCAACACAAUUGAAGAAGUGCUUCUGGAGGAGCUACAAGUGUUCAAGGUUCCAGUGCCCAUUACAGAAAUCAUCAUCUCAAAUAAAAGGCAACAUCUGUACGUGGGCUCAGAGUUGGGAGUGACGCAGGUUCAAGUGCACCAGUGUGGCCUGUAUGGCUCAGCCUGCGCCGACUGCUGCCUAGCCAGAGACCCAUACUGUGCCUGGGAUGGACACACCUGCUCCAGAUACAUACCUGCUGGCAUUUACACACACAAGAGGCGAUUCAGAAGGCAGGAUGUCCGUCAUGGCAAUGCGGUGCAGCAGUGUAAUGGUCUCCAGCUGAAUGAGGCUCAGAGCAUAUCAGAGAAAUUAGUGUAUGGAGUGGAAAAGAACAGCACUCUGUUAGAGUGUAGAGCUCGAUCCCUACAGGCUGUACUCACAUGGUACAUGGUGAAAGGAGUAGACUUGGAAGAGAUAAAAGGCGAUGAUCACAUUAUUCAGACGCCUCAUGGCUUGUUGUUUCUGAUAACAAAGAAGUCUGACAGUGGUGUGUACCUGUGCCAGUCUGUGGAGCACGGCUUUGUCCAGACCAUAGCCAGGGUGACUCUGGAGGUGUUGGAAGAGGACACACUGGAGAGUCUGUUCCACAGAAGGGACUAUGACGAGAGCGAGCCCCAUCUCCGUUCUCCCCCCUGCCCCUUUCCAAGCCGCCCAUCUGCCCCUUCCUCCAGAAAGCUCUGGUAUAAAGACUUCAUGCAGCUGAUUGGUUACAGUAACUUCCAGCGGGUGGAGCAGUAUUGUGAGAGGGUGUGGUGCGCAUCCGAAAAGAAGAGGAAGAAGCUCAAAGGCACGCCGUCCAAGUGGCAGUAUUCCCAUGGGGGUGAGCGGCGUGGGAAAGCUCGGGCACCCAGACACACAUGGGACUAGUGAAGAGCCCGAUAUACCCUGAACUGAACAGACAGACCACGGGGUUGCGUUCACACAUCCAGAUAAUAUUCAGACUUAUUUUUGCCCAUUAUUGUGUAAGAUUAAAUUGAAAAUUAAGCCAAAUUAUGUUUGAGUUUUAGUAGUGUGACCUAGGGAUGCUUCUCCAGACGCAAUUGGAUCCUUUUGUGCUAUUCAUUGUCAAGGAAUUUUCCCACCUAAAAAAAAAAAAAAAAAAAAACCUUAAUGUGUGUGUCUGGAGAUCUGGUCCUUGGUGUUUGGUUUGGAAUGUACUAAAUGAUAGAAGGUGUAGAAUUAAUGUAUAUAUGUAACUGUGCUUGGUGGUAAAGCUCAUUUUGAACAUUACAGUCAUAAGCUGAUAGUGAAUUUACAGAUACAGGAACUUGUUUAGGUGAGUCUCCUAAAAUGAAACACAGUGACCCCACUGUUUCCUGUCACACACUGACAAACAUGGGCUUGCAGUGCUUCCAUUUACAAUGGCGUGUGCUCUCAUGUGAGAAGCAACAGAAUAACUUUUCCUUGGUUGACAGCCAAAAAUUUGGAUUCAACAACGAUUUCUUCCUCCUGAAUAGGAUGACUCAUUACUCUGAAAAUAGUUAACACUGUUCAUUCUCAGAUUCUCUGCGCACAAAGACAGGCAACGUUUUCUGCACAUACUUUACGUAUUUAUCACUUGUAUUUUAUAUUAAAUUAUUGUAGUUGGUGUUUGGUAGUGGUUUAGAUGUCCCCAUUAGUUUGAACUGGAGAUAUGUUACUGCUUGUGUUUAGUGCUUAUAGGUUUUUAGAUCACUGAUGUGUAAUUACCAUUUUUAAAGGCCCAUUUACACAACAUUAAGAACACAGUGUUCAUGAACAACAUGAAUGACCCAUUGAACUCAAAGACUGUUUCCAGCAUCAUGAAUCAUGUUAGGAUUCUAUACUUAUGUAAAUGUAAUGUAUUGUAUAAAAUGGAGUGAAUACCAACAUAGAAGUCCUUCUUAUUUUCAUGUAGGCUACUCAAAUAAAUGCCAUAAACCAUUGCGACAUGCAACUUGUUAUACAAAAUA